Molecule: messenger RNA, 552 nt
Organism: Aspergillus luchuensis
Lineage: Eukaryota; Fungi; Ascomycota; Eurotiomycetes; Eurotiales; Aspergillaceae
Product: HMG-box domain-containing protein
Exons: 1
Coding region: 1-552 (183 amino acids)
Biological process (GO): regulation of transcription by RNA polymerase II
Cellular component (GO): nucleus
Molecular function (GO): RNA polymerase II cis-regulatory region sequence-specific DNA binding; DNA-binding transcription factor activity, RNA polymerase II-specific
Source: RefSeq, a predicted model, not a curated record
AUGUGUGAUAGAACCCAAGCCCACGCAAACACGCUGAUCCCAGAAAAGGGCGCCGACGCGGACCAGACGAAAUCAGAGCCUCUGCGCCGGCACAGCAGACUCCGGCGGUCGAAUCGCGCUGUAGCCAUGAUAAGGAACGACCGAGACGACUACACAGCGAUCAGCAGGCAAGAUCUGGACUUGCCAUGUCUGCUGAGUGCACUGACCACCGGCAUUCAGCACAUCCCGGUUAGAGACAUUUGCGCCUGGGCACACCGUCCCGUCGAGACGCGCCGCCAGGAGGCACGCCAACGGCAGGGCAGAAUCCCACGUCCGCCGAACCCAUUCAUGCUGUACCGGUUGGCUUACAGCGAUCGAGCAAAGCACUGGCUUGCACAGAAUGAUGAUCGAGCCAUCUCCAUCCUCACAGGACGGAGCUGGACGAUGGAAGCCCUCCACAUUCGAAAAAAGUACAAGACGCUCGCAGUGACGGAGAAACAAAUGCAUGCUGGAGCGCACCCGGGAUAUCGGUUCUCGCCGUCAACCAAGAAGAGACGAUCGCAGACCGCAUGA